AUGGCGGAGGAACCAUCUGCCAAGCGUCCCCGUGGUGAGACCUCCGACCAGAGCAGUGUGGUCGACGACGUUCAGGUGCCCGGUCUGAACCACGACUAUAUAAGGCACCUCAAGGAGGUUGACAUCCACGGCAAGGAAAAGCUGGAUGUCUAUAUCGGCGUUGAUGUCGAGUAUACCAGGGAAGACGAACCUCCGCAGAGGGCAGCAGUUAUGCAGUUAUGCAUGGAGGAACUCUGUCUGGUGUACCACAUCACCGCGGCAACAAAAUGGCCCAAGAGCCUGCGCCGUUUCCUGAAGGAGGACAGGUUCUACACCUUUGCUGGCUUCAGCAUUGAAGGUGACAAAGAGAUGCUACGAAGAUCUGGCUUGGAGAUCAACCAUGACAAGUACAUCGACAUCCAGCGCAAAUGGAGAGUUCCGUACAAGGGAAGAAAGAGGUUCCACUCUUUGGCUGAUGUUGCAGGGAGCGUGAUCCACCCAUUCUACAAACAGAUGAAGAAUAAGAUUGACAGGGUUGAAGAUCAUAAACUAUGGGGGAUCAGCCGACUGCCAAAUUACCUCAUCGAGUAUGCAGCGAUAGAUGCGUACGCCACCUACGAGUCGUGGAAGAGAAUUGAAAACAUCAGAGAAGGUCUGGAGAGUGCAAAAGAGGCAGAGAAGAAUUAUGACGAUCCUUACUACGACUACUAG
This is a messenger RNA of Aegilops tauschii subsp. strangulata, 690 nucleotides long. RefSeq lists its product as uncharacterized. Lineage: Eukaryota; Viridiplantae; Streptophyta; Magnoliopsida; Poales; Poaceae. Gene Ontology annotation, molecular function: 3'-5' exonuclease activity; nucleic acid binding. Gene Ontology annotation, cellular component: cytoplasm; nucleus. Gene Ontology annotation, biological process: nucleobase-containing compound metabolic process. The record is from RefSeq and is a predicted model, not a curated record.